AUGGUCCAUUUAUUUUUUACGGCUAAGAAACGAUACUAUGCGACGUUGGGGAAGUUGCCACUGAAGGAGAGAUAUUUGCUAUCCGAAAGUUACCAACUAUGCCAAACCUGUUUCGUCGCCACUUUCUGCGCCUUGGCUAUCAAUAUUGCUUUGUUUAUAUCCUUCUGGCUUUUUGUGUUUAACAUUAUUCCAUACAACGUGUUAUAUCAAUAUUUUAUGGUUUAUGACAUGACCCUCAACAUCUCGGCGACUCUCUUCCCUAUACUAUUUCUCCGAGACGCAAAAAAGUAUAGGUGCAAGGUAACAUCUAUAAAAAGUGGACACAAUCAGUCUGGAAAUCUGGAAGUCCGUCAACUGGAUGGAAACAAGAUCAGCACUUCUCAGACUCAGGAGGAGUAUUUCCAACAGUUGCAGUCUUCGUGGGCUUAG
Messenger RNA from Caenorhabditis remanei, 429 nucleotides. RefSeq lists its product as uncharacterized. The transcript is spliced from 3 exons. NCBI's taxonomy places the organism in Eukaryota, Metazoa, Nematoda, Chromadorea, Rhabditida, Rhabditidae. The record is from RefSeq and is a predicted model, not a curated record. The coding region runs from base 1 to 429 and encodes 142 amino acids.